GCGUCUCCUGGCCGGCCACGGGCCUGGGUUUGUAGGCGAGAGCGUGAGAUUUUUUUUUUUUUUAAAUCGCUUUUGGCGCCUCCGUGGGUGAGUUUAAGCGGAGAGUGCGGCGUGUUUUCCACGGGGACGUCCCCUCCGUGGACCGUCCGAAGCGGGAAGAGGACUCUGCGGUUUAAGGACACCGGGAAGGGAUGCCCUGGGCAGACACCUGCCCCGGGCCGCUGGGGUGGGCUUCGGGUGGGUCGAAACGCCUGCUGUGGCCUUCGCUCGUGCUGCUGCGUGGACAAGUCGUCCACCAGUGACUUAUCAGCCCACUUCACUCCUACGGCCCGCGAGGCACGGUGCCGUGAUUGCCAAGACUUCUUCAUUUUCUGGGCGAUGUUCCCGUUCGUGAUUAACCCUGAACUUUUUUUUUUUUUAAAUCACAGGAGUUGACAUUUCCUGCAGUUAAGCUCAACAUUCUUGUUCUUGCAGCACGAUGGGUUUUCUUGUGGGGAUUCGAACCGAAGCCCCUGUGGAGGAAAUGUUGUCCUUAAGGGAAGUGAAUGGAAACAACCCGGUUUGAGGAAGCCAUGGCCAAAUCCAACACGAGACACAGGACGUGUUCCCAGGGAUCUUCCAUCUCUUCUCUCCUGGCAAGCUGUGACCUGAGUGGGAGGAAUUCCUCGAACCCUGACGGCUCGUUCCACUUCAAGAACAAGCUGUACAGUUCUGCCUCUGAGGCUCUGCAGGCCUAUAUCGAGGACUAUGACCUAGGCCGGAUGCAUGCAGGUGCAGGUGCAAACCCUGGGGGAGUGAGCCUUGACACAGGGUCUGCUCGUGCGCGCCGGUUCUCCAGCCAUAGUUAUCCGUCACACAGUGCUUUUGAAAAUCUUGAUUGCAUAAAGCACUCCAACUCCUUAAACCUACCCAACAGAAGAGAGACUUUUAAAGACAUAGACUCUGUCAGCCUAACAACUGACGAUCUGCUGAAACUUCCAGCGGAUGGAUCCCUGGAUCUCACUUACGUCCGAGCAGGGCAUCGAGCAGGCAAGAAAAACAAGAAAAGCUUCGGAAGAUUGGGUUCGCUGAGCGUUGAACAGAGUUCAGACUUCCAAGACCCUGCCGCUCCCAUGGACAAGGAUAGAUUAGUCACUCCUGUUGUGUACACAUGCAAAAGUGGAAAGCAGUGUGGGAGGCUAAAAAACCCCAAACUUGUGAAUAGGACCAAUAAAUGCAUUUCUGAAUCAUCUUCCUCUUUCCCCAAGAAGUCACCUUUCAAGGACAGGUCAGAACACAGCGCUGAAAAGAAUUAUCCGAGAUGGCUCACGAGCCAGAAAUCCGACCUGAAUGUCUCAGGAGUCACUAGUAUACCCGAUUCCAAAUAUCCAGUCUGGCUCCACAGUCAAGAUUUGCUACCCGACGCGAACGGUCAGCAGGCUUAUACAGCAUUUAAGGAAGAUCCAUGCUCCCCCAGACACAGUUAUCAGGCCCAAAGAACUUCUCGGCUGACGAAUAAAUGCGAUGGUUUUGAAUACGCUUUGGAACCCUCAAACUUUUCUAAUGCCUUGAGUGUUGAUAAAGGAUUAGAUAAUAAAUACAAAUGUGAUCCUGAACAUAGCCACUGUCAGUGUGAAAAUCCACUUCUCCCAGGACAAGCCAAAAAACCAUUCAGUGGUGACAAAAUUGAAUUGCUUAUCCUGAAGGCCAAGAGCAAUCUAGAGCAGCGUGGUGAAGACUUACCAAGGGCCGUGCAGAAGGAUGACAGUCCUUGCUCCUUAGAUAAACUUGAAGCAGAGCGAUCAUGGGAAAAUGUUCCUGUUCCUUUCAAAUCUCCUGUCCCUGUCAGCUCUGAAGAUAGUCCUCGUGGAAGUGCAAGGGUUAAGUGUGCCAACCAGGUUCUUGAAGACUUCUUAAAUAAUGACGAUCAGAGUUGUACCCUUUCUGGAGGCAGACACCAUGGUCCUGUUGAAGCCCUGAAACAAAUGUUAUUUAAUCUCCAAGCAGUACAAGAAAGCUUUAAUCAGAAUAAAAGUACGGAGCCAGAGGAAGGACUCAAGCAGAGUUCAGAAGAUGAUUUCUCUACAUUACAAUUGAGAGAAAGUAUGAUUCCCAUUACAAAGUCACUUCAAAAGGCCUUGCACCAUUUGUCUCGCCUGAGAGAGCUGGUGGAUGACACCAGCGGGAAACAGCCACCGAAAAUGUGAAGAGGACCGCAAACCACCGAUAAUAAAUAGCGA
Molecule: messenger RNA, 2219 nt
Organism: Ochotona curzoniae (black-lipped pika)
Lineage: Eukaryota; Metazoa; Chordata; Mammalia; Lagomorpha; Ochotonidae
Gene: CUNH18orf54
Product: chromosome unknown C18orf54 homolog
Exons: 8
Coding region: 546-2186 (546 amino acids)
Source: RefSeq, a predicted model, not a curated record